CUUACACGCUCCGCGACGCGGCGCAAACAACCACAGCGGUAUCGCGCUCACCUGGCCGCCGGGCGGACGACCGCCAGCAGCGCUGCUUCGUGCUCGAUCGCCGCGCGCGAGAACGUGAGGCUCCCAUCGAGCGCCCCCACAGCUUGCUUGCUGUUCCCUUUUAUGCUCGGACGACGUCUGCGUGGCUGGAGGUGCGGGUGGUGAUCGGACGUUCUAGGCCCACACCACGACAUCUCUGCCGAGCUGCUGGUCUUUUGGCAGCUACGAGGCUUCAUUAUUUGGCGAGACAUAUCGCACGCGCAACACGCUGCAAGCACACCUAUUCUUCUGCGACGGAUCCGCCUGCUCUGCCGCGCACUCGCCAAACUGGGACAACGCAACGUCAUCGCGGCUGAGAGGCAUGGUGCCUAGGAAGCCCCAAGCUGACCUACGGACGAUUGCAGCGCACUGGAUGGACUCGAACUCGGCCUCCGAACGUUGACAGUCAUAUUGUAUGACCACGAACGGUAUUCCUAGCCUACUGCUUACGAAGAUACCAUUUCUUCUGAUUUGAGCCCGGUUGCCCACACGACCGCGAGUGCCUCGACGCGGCACACAUCCUGGGAUUGAGUUCGCUGCCCAUUCGAAAGUCAGUCGCGUAUCAUUUGUCACUGCACAGCACCGGACGUGACAGCACGAGAAAUCCAAGGCCAUCGGGAAGCACCGGUCUCAAUUCAUCCUGCAUUCACUCACAUCCGUGAAGUCUGCAGCAGUAUAGAUCUGCGAGCCUCACCUACGGCAGAGUGGGCCAUCUCCGGCACCAACCCUGGCCGCUCUCUUCCAUUCUCCACGCGGAACACAAUGUCCGACAAGUCGUCAUCUAAUGCGGCCGCCGGGAGACCUUAUAUUGUGAAAGCUGGACCCGACUUGCCUGAGCAACUGAGCUCGCACAAUGAUGCUGGCGAAAAGCACAGCAACAGCACCAGUGAUGCCUUGAAGGCCACUGCUGCUGCCGCGAUGCAGGAGAGCGACCGGGCGUCGCAACCUCAGCAAGAAAUGAAAAGUCUCGUGGAGCGGACUAGAAUCGAUUCAGCACAGAACAGUGCCGAUAGCGUACCCCAAUUGCCAUCGCAAAAGUCCCAGGAUAGCGAUGUGCUCGUUCCUCUCGAGCUCAGGACCUCUCCUGCACUGGACCAAGUGCCAAAUCGAGCUUCUCGAGAUUCAAUUGCCAACUCUCCCACAUUGCGCAAACAUGCCAUACCAGUCGAGGAGGGCACUGCGAACACUCUGCCUAUUGUGCAGCCUUCGUCUCCCAGCAGGGAAACUACUGCAGCAUCGCCGACCGGUCAGAGCUUGCCUUCCUUCCGGCAGUUGACCGGACAGCUAGGCCAACUGACAGAGCUGGCCGAAGCAGCAACCCAACAAGACUCUCGGGUAGCACAAGCCGCUCAUCAUCACAGUCAAUCUUUCAGCUCCGCCACAUCAAAGUCUCCCAUGAUGCCCUUUUUCCCGCCGUACGCAAACAGUGCACAGACAUCGCCAACCGCAUUUUAUCCUCCCGGGCCACGGUCCCCGACAAGUGGUGCCGGUGAAAGCCAUCAUUACGGAUCGCCAAAGCAAUAUGCCGUAUCAGCUUAUUACACAGAUCGAAGGCGAUCGUCAGUAGCCACUGAGGCAAACCCCAACUUCCCACCGCCGAUACCUUCAUUACCAACAAUACCAACCAAUUCCUCUUCAGGCGAAAGUCAUGGGCAGACUAGUUCAAGCACGGACGGAUACAGCACCGCGCAGACGACGCCAACCGAAGGACCUAUACCGACAGAAGGAGUUCAGAGACCGAUUUUGCCGCCACCUCCGGGAAUGACCAUUGUCCCGAUAGGUGGCUUCAAGUGCGAUUAUCCUGGAUGUACGGCGAUGCCCUUCCAGACACAAUAUCUUCUCAGCUCGCACAGAAAUGUGCACUCGCAGAAUCGACCGCACUACUGCCCCGUGAAAGACUGCCCACGCAGUGAGGGUGGCAAAGGCUUCAAACGCAAAAAUGAAAUGAUUCGGCAUGGACUUGUGCAUAACAGUCCUGGCUACAUUUGCCCUUUCUGUCCCGACCGCGAGCACAGAUAUCCCAGGCCUGACAACUUACAAAGACAUGUCCGUGUCCAUCACGUUGACAGGGAUCGCGAUGAUCCGGCGCUUCGGGAGGUGCUUGCGCAGCGGCAAGAGGGGGUUGGCAAGCAACGAAGAAGACGAACACAGUCUUCGGUGCCUGAGCCAUCGUAGUGCGAUAUACCACGACCUACUGUAAAUGUAAUGCUUAUACUGAAAGCGGAGGUGCUAUAAGGCAACCUCAGGUAGCGCGGCGUUCUGGAACGGCGUCCAUGAGCGUUUUGGGACGAUGGAGCAUACGAGUGCUCGGCGAUGUCUUGUAAGAAAUGAGGAGAGAGCGACACGAUCGCGUCUUGAUCACUUGGUUGUGUCCUAAUCCCAAUGGGAAGGAAUUCAGCAAUCACCCAUGCCGCUGCAUGCCAUGGACGAGAUUAAAAUGUUAAAAUCGAGUAUGCACGCG
Molecule: messenger RNA, 2539 nt
Organism: Cercospora beticola
Lineage: Eukaryota; Fungi; Ascomycota; Dothideomycetes; Mycosphaerellales; Mycosphaerellaceae
Biological process (GO): regulation of transcription by RNA polymerase II
Cellular component (GO): nucleus
Molecular function (GO): DNA-binding transcription factor activity, RNA polymerase II-specific; RNA polymerase II cis-regulatory region sequence-specific DNA binding
Source: RefSeq, a predicted model, not a curated record